AUGUCGAAGGACAGCCCCCGAGGUCAAUUCACAUACAAUGGCGUCCAUGCGACAGGCAAUACUAGACUAUCGGAAUUCAGUUUCUUACCCCGGCAACAAGUCUCGACCAGCCAAAUUCCUCAGGCUCUUCAAGAACCUGGUGUUUGUCAACGAGCUAAUCGGAGUAAGAUCUCCCCAACGCGGUUAUUCAGCGUCUCCCCUGACCAAGAUAGCUUACCAAUAUAUACGGUAUGCGUGGUGGGCUAUCCAAAAUCAGGAAAAUCAUGCCUGUGUAACCGAUUUGUCUGUCCGCAUCCGGACUUUUAUGAGAAAGUCCAUACCUCAGUGAUCAGUUCAACGGAUUUUGCCGGACCCGUAAUAAAUUCAGAGCACUGGUUAUUCUGGGGCACUGUUGUCCGCCGAAUCGACGAAGAGACGAAUGCGCGCUUUCGUGUUGUUGAGCAGACUGAAUUUGUGAACGAUGUAACCUUUUGCCCCUUUGUCUCCCCAAAAAUAUCCUCUUACCAAUGUAGAGAUUCUCACUCAUCAAGCACUCACAAUGAGUACGUCCGAAGGAGCACAAGUGUAAAGCUUUACUCACCAAACAAACUUCGUUAUAUUUGUACAGAACAGUUGGGCCACGAGCAGCGAUAUGGAGAGGAGUACUUGCCUGAUCGCGAACUCGAAAUCACGGGCUUUCUUCUACUUUUUGACGUUAGUCAGCGCCUCCGUCCUGAUACACGUGACCUGCCUGGUGGCUGUGCUCAGAAUCAAUUUUCUUUCUUCGCCGAAAUUUUGUCUGUUCUUCUCAAGCGCAAAAAACCUCUUGUGCUCGUUGCGACGAAACGCGACAAAGUAGACGAGCAGGUUCUGCAGGAAUUUCAUCAAAUGCUUCAGAAAUCUAGUGACUUCAAACGGGUUCCACUUAUUGAAGUCUCUUCCCACUGCAACAUAAACGUGGAGCUGGCCUUCGGAACCAUUGUGCGCUUGGCGGACAAUAAACCUCGCUUCAGCAAAAUCCGACCCCUUUCCUAUCAGGAGGCCUCGCGAGAGCGUGAUGAAGAGUAUCGCAUUGCUCGAGAGGCUUUUGUUAACCACAUUUUGAGGUGUUCAUCGGAGUUUUUGGUAAACUGGCAAUCCUUUAUGUCCCGCUACAGCCAUCAAGUUGACGUCACGCGUUUCGUUAAUCUUGUGGGCUCGACAGCGGCUCAGAGUACUUUUGAACAGUUUUCUGAAUUGCAAAAAAUAGAGACGAAAAGGAGACAUAUGGCUAAUCUUCCAAAUGCCCUAAGAGCACUGCUUCCCCACGUUGGACCUGUAACAAAUCAGUGA
Molecule: messenger RNA, 1311 nt
Organism: Dibothriocephalus latus
Lineage: Eukaryota; Metazoa; Platyhelminthes; Cestoda; Diphyllobothriidea; Diphyllobothriidae
Source: the annotation of a GenBank genome assembly